AUGUCUGCUAAAACUUUCGGCCGCGCUUUGAGGACACGGAGGGCUUCGGUUCACGAUGUCUGCCACUCCAGUCUUCUAUCGACGACUUCAAUAACACGGCCUACUCUUUGUUCAUGUGAUAUAAAUACGACUUCAUCAUCUUCAUCUUCAUCAUCUUCAACCCGGGAAUUCUCGACAUCAUCGUCCCUCUCCGCCUCGAAACAAGCUAUCCGCGAACAAAGAAUCGCAAAAACUCCCCUCCCUUUCUUCCCCAAAACCUACAAUCAACCCCUCGAUGCCUUAAUGCACUCCGUCCACCGUGACCAAUUCCUCAUCGAUCACCUCCCAGACCACUACCAACGUCUCGUAGUCCGUACAAAGCGUCACCACGUCCUAGCCCAACAAGCCGGCCAACAAGCCUUUGCUAGAGGAACGAACCCUUCAAAUGCCACUUUAACAAUCACUUUAAACGGCCAAACCCUUCCUUUACGUCCUCUGAAACACCGAACCCUCCACGGUUCAAAAACACUAACUCGAGCUCUAAAUCUAAUCAAUUCACCAUCCGAAUACGAUCUAUUACCAGGAUUAGUCCAGGGUUUUGGAUCUUCAAAGAUUCAUAUCGAUCCCGGACAAUGGAAGAAUCUUAUCCGACAGUGUGGAUUGGCGGGUAGACCUGGUGUUGCUAUCAAAAUAGCCCACGACGGGAUAGUUUUCCGUAAAAAUGGGUUCAGUUAUACUCAGGGCUCCCUAAGAGAAAUGGUUCGAGCACAAUUCGUUCGGUUCUUGAUUCCCGAAAAAUCCCAUGCUGAGAAAUCGGUUAGGCGGGCUAGGGGGGUGGUUAGUUUGGCCGGACGCUGGAAAGAACAAUAUGAUGACGUUAGGAGGAAGAAGAGAACGGAAGAACGUGCUCCGGAGUGGUUGGCUGUCGAUCCAGUUGUUCGAGGUUCCUUACUAUUCUUACAAGCAGGGAAGGUCGUCAGAUGGGAUGAAGGCAAAGAAACCAAUCUCGAAAAAGGAGGGGUUGUGGCCGAUAUCAAAUCACUCAUGGAAUGUUGGGAUCUGGCCGCUGCAGAGAUUGAGUUGAUCAACAAGGAACUCCAGGAAGCCCCCGAGACCACAAAGAAUACGGAGGACAGAGCGGCAUAUGCUAUCGCUCGAGAGGCGAUUAGGGAUUGGGAACCUGUAUUGCAGGGGUUACAAUGGGCACAGUCGGUUAUGCAUAAAACCGGCUUGAAGGAUGUGACGAUAGGGACUUGGUUGCCUGCGGCUAGUACAUUGGUUUCUGGAGCGAUCAACCAAUGGAGACCCGUAGCUGUUAGUCACGGGAAGGGAAAGAGAAUUGGGAUGGAGAUUUAUGAAGGGGCGUAUGCAGACCUCGACGGUUGGUAUGAGAAGGAUUUGGAAGGGAAGGAUGAGAAUGUGGUAAAGGAUAGGAUCGUUCUGGUGGAGAAGAGCGAGGAUGAGGAGUAA
This is a messenger RNA of Orbilia oligospora ATCC 24927, 1449 nucleotides long. RefSeq lists its product as uncharacterized. The coding region runs from base 1 to 1449 and encodes 482 amino acids. The record is from RefSeq and is a predicted model, not a curated record. The transcript has 2 exons. Lineage: Eukaryota; Fungi; Ascomycota; Orbiliomycetes; Orbiliales; Orbiliaceae.